AUGGGACCGGCAGACAAGAAGAAAAUGAGCUCUAUCCCACGAGCAGCCCAUGGCAGCAAGCCUAUGGCAACAUCCUCUACCGACACAACAUUGCCCGCACCUCCGCCCCGAGCGGCUAUGGUCAACGCCUCCAACACAGACACCCACGAUACUCCUAGCAACACUACGUCAGCAAGCAUCAACUCGGACCAAAAAGACAAAGAUAAAGAAAAGGACAUGCCGUCGUCAACAAGCGGCAACUUGAGCCGCAGCAGCACAAAGUCCCAUCAGCGGGACACGGCUAGCUCGGCGGCUCUGCUGGUCCAGCUGCGGCAGAAGGAGGAGACGAUUGACAAGCUGCAGGCCGAGAUGAACCUGAUGGAGCGCGAGUUCCAGCGCGAACUGGAUAAACUGUCGCAAAACGAGAGCGAGACGGCCACCUUUUGGCAGACAAAGCAUAGCGUGCUGAAUCAGCAAUUCCUGCGCGCGGACACGGAGCUGCGAUUGAUACGGUCCGAGGUUGAGGUUCGCGAUGCAGAGCGGGAGGAGUUGCGGCAUGGCUGGGAAAUUAUGCAGCGCGAAAUUAAAGAAAAGGAUGCAGAGGUCCGAGGGCUGAAAAGCCAAGUGCGCGGUCUAAAGGAGUUUGUUAGCACGAGCACGCGGACGGAUGGACAGACGUCUGACGAAGUGUUUGGGGAUGGCAUGGCGCGGCUGGGGAAUGGAUUACAGAACUGGGUAAUCCAACAUUUCCGAAAAGCCAAGCUGGACCUCGAGAGAGCCUCCGAAGCAAGCAUCACAGAACUCGGCGAACUUGUGCCCAUGUACGAAGAACUCGCCAAGAUUGCCAAAGUCCACCUACUACAGUCUGUGGUAUCCAAAAUUUUGGUAGAUAUGGUAUUUAACGCCUACUUUGUCGGCCUGGAUUCACAGCAAACACAACUAUUCCAACAAAUGGAGGAGCUGCUUGCGCAAUUCUCGCAUUCUGAAGAGCCCGUCAAUCAAUGGCGCGCCAACACACUAUCAUUACUCCACCGCGAUGCUCCUAACAUGUUCAAUACUCCCACUACAACCCUUACAAAUGACGUUGUCACCCGCAUAACCCACCUCCUCACAAGUCUCACCGAUGCACCAGCAUCAUCACCACCGCGAGACGCUGCCCUGCGAGCGCUGAUUGGCAGCGCUAUAGAUCUUGCGCGAUUACUGGCGGUCCAAAAGGCCGUACUUCGAGUGUACAUGCCUGAGAUAUUACCCCAUCAACGCGUCCAUUUUGAGGCGGAUGUGAUGGAGGAUAUUGGCGGCGAGGAGGAGGAUGGGCUAGAAGCCCGUGAGAUUUGGUGCUGUGUGUUUCCAGGCGUAAUUAAGCGCGGAGAUGAGAACGGAGGCCAGAUGCAGUUCCGUAAUGUGAUUUGCAAAGCUAGAGUACUCUGCAGCCCAGAGCCAUAG
[Torrubiella] hemipterigena is the source of this 1422-nucleotide messenger RNA. The record is from the annotation of a GenBank genome assembly. NCBI's taxonomy places the organism in Eukaryota, Fungi, Ascomycota, Sordariomycetes, Hypocreales, Clavicipitaceae.